This is a messenger RNA of Acinonyx jubatus (cheetah), 2952 nucleotides long. RefSeq names its product sideroflexin 3 (gene SFXN3). The transcript has 11 exons. The record is from RefSeq and is a predicted model, not a curated record. NCBI's taxonomy places the organism in Eukaryota, Metazoa, Chordata, Mammalia, Carnivora, Felidae. Gene Ontology annotation, biological process: monoatomic ion transport; serine import into mitochondrion. Gene Ontology annotation, molecular function: monoatomic ion transmembrane transporter activity. Bases 646 to 1611 code for a protein of 321 amino acids. Gene Ontology annotation, cellular component: mitochondrial inner membrane.
AGGGGCACAGGCACGAGCGGAACGAGAUUGUGGAGGACUGCGAAUGCCCAAGUGCUGUGAGAAGAGCUUGUGAGAACUGGGGUAGGAGCCCAGGGGGCCAAGUAGGCAAAGGCCACUGCCAAGGCGGCCAUCUAGUAAACAACCCAGGCGGUAACCCGAGUCCCUCCGGGCGCACCAUCAGAGGAUGGCCCCUCCACGCCGCCAGCCUUCGUCCUGCGCCCAGGGAGCCUUCGCCCUGGGCACCUAGACGCGUUGCUGCCGAAGCCGGGUGCCUCCCGCGGCCAGUCAGGGGACUGCAAGCAAAGGGGGCAGCGCCCACGGCUCCUCCCCUCCUCUCUAGGCCUGGGGACGGGCCAGAACCUAUUCCCCGAGCCCUGAUUGGCUUUGGGAGGCGGCGUAGAGCCAGCUCCCUGCAGCCGGGGCUGGGGGCGUCGCCCCAAAUGGCACCCACCGCCCCCAGGCUCUGCCAAUCCCUGGGCACGCCCGGCGGACGCGCGGGGGUUGCCCCCGCCCCUCCUGCCUGUCAGCGUCACGCGUGACGUUACGCGUGAUGGGUUGGGGGGGCGGAGGCAGGGGCGACGCGCCGAGAGAAAGGCGGGUCCGGGAGCUGCAGAGGCCAGAAGCCCAGGAGCUCGGCAAAGCAAAAUGGGGGAGUUGCCCUUAGAUAUCAAUAUCCAGGAACCUCGCUGGGACCAAAGCACUUUCCUGGGCAGAGCCCGGCACUUCUUCACCGUUACUGACCCCCGAAAUCUGCUGCUGUCUGGAGCACAGCUGGAAGCUUCCCGGAACAUCGUGCAGAACUACAGGGCCGGCGUGGUGACGCCAGGGCUCACUGAGGACCAGCUGUGGAGGGCCAAGUAUGUGUACGAUUCUGCUUUCCAUCCGGACACGGGGGAGAAGGUGGUCCUGAUUGGCCGUAUGUCAGCCCAGGUGCCCAUGAACAUGACCAUCACUGGCUGCAUGCUCACCUUCUACAGGCAGACCCCGACCGUGGUGUUCUGGCAGUGGGUGAAUCAGUCCUUCAAUGCUGUUGUUAAUUACUCCAAUCGCAGCGGCGACGCUCCCAUCACUGUGGGGCAGCUGGGAACAGCUUAUGUGAGUGCCACCACUGGGGCCGUGGCCACAGCCCUGGGACUCAAAUCCCUCACCAAGCACCUGCCCCCCCUGGUGGGCAGAUUUGUCCCCUUUGCAGCUGUGGCAGCUGCCAACUGUAUCAACAUCCCCCUGAUGAGGCAGAGGGAACUGCAGGUGGGCAUCCCAGUGACUGAUGAGGAAGGUCAGAGACUUGGCCACUCAGUGGCCGCUGCCAAGCAGGGAAUCUUCCAGGUGGUGAUAUCAAGAAUCUGCAUGGCCAUUCCUGCCAUGGCCAUCCCCCCGGUGAUCAUGGACACUCUGGAGAAGAAAGACUUCCUAAAGCGUCGCCCCUGGCUGGGAGCGCCCCUGCAGGUGGGACUGGUGGGCUUCUGCCUGGUAUUUGCCACCCCCUUGUGCUGUGCCCUCUUCCCCCAGAGAAGCUCCUUACAUGUGAGCAGGCUGGAGCCAGAGCUGAGAGCUCGGGUCCGUGAGCAAAACCCCAGCAUCGAAGUGGUUUACUACAACAAGGGGCUUUGAGGGAGGGUCAGCCCCUGGACCCCUCCCUCACCUCCUUGGGCUGCUGCUUUGGUGGAGCCUUGCCAUCCCUGCCACUUGCCCCUCUUCCUGGUACCGGGCGGGGGCUUGGUGGGGGAGCAGCCAUUGAGACCAGCAAUCCAUAGGUUGAGAGGUGCCCCCGUUAAGCCUUUUUCUCUCCUCUCUGGUUUCAAAGAGCAGGGCCACAUAACCCCUUUCUCCUGUGCUCCUAUGUUAAUGUAUGUACACACAUGAUACGUGUGUACGUGUGUGUGUACAUGCUGUCCUAGAAGCUAGGAACGGACGUGCUGUCCUAGGAUGUCCUGAUAAUCUGGCUUCUCCUCUCGGCCUCUUGCCACCUGUCAGCCAGCCAGGCGGCAGGACUUCCCUGCCUAAACAGUUCCACUGGCCAAGUCAUUUCUGACAGCACCUCGAGGGCCCCUUCUGGACACAGGAGUAGCCAGGAUCUCUGAACAGAGACUGAGGGAUACUAGCAGGCCAAACGGGCCCGACUCCUUCCGACUUUUGCUUCCUGGCUCCCAGGAACUGGGCUGGCAGAGAAAGACAUAUCAGGGUAAGGGAAACGGGGAGUUUGUGCACCCCCCCCCCACAUCCUGAAAGAGCUCAUUUCCUCUCCUCUCCUCUGUCAGAACAAAGGGGUGGCAUCCUGUACCACUCUCGCCAUCCUCCCAUCGCCCCCACACUGCAGUGUGGACAUCUUUAGGUACAUUCUUAGGAGUUCUUGGUCUGCUCUGACAUCAUAAACUCAAAUCUACACCGAUAGUCCCAACCCAAACCAAAAAGCCAUGGAGGCAGAGCAAGCAUUCCCCCUUUAAGAGCUCCCAGAGCCCCCUCUUGCAGAGGGACACAGCUGUGGGAAUGGUGCUUAACCUCAGAUACCACAGGUAUCUGAGUGGAGACAACUAGCACACCCUCAAGGGCAACUAGGCCCUGAGUGUACAAUCUUAAGACAGGAAAUUCUGUGUUCUCUUGACUCUUGUUAGACAUUCAGCAGAACCCUGACCUUAACUCCUCUUUUUUGAGGCUUGGCCCUGCUCCUACCUCCACUCCCACCCCCAUCUCCCAAGAGGAAGAAGGGCCCAGGCAUCCAUAGCUGGUCCAAAGGGCAGGUAGGCUUGGGAAUGGAAGGUAUGGCGUUACACUCACAGGGUACAGAGCUUGACCUUGACUCCAACUCCCAUGAGCUCUAGCUGAAGCAGUGGGUGGUGCGGACGAAGGCCCCAGUGGGAUCCUCUAAGAGCAUUUGUGUGCUCCCCCAACUAUCUGCUACCACUGACUAAAACUAUGAUGCCAUUGUUACUCAAUAAACUAAAAACCGAUCUA